Messenger RNA from Clupea harengus (Atlantic herring), 4402 nucleotides. RefSeq names its product tripartite motif containing 37 (gene trim37). Gene Ontology annotation, molecular function: tumor necrosis factor receptor binding; zinc ion binding; ubiquitin protein ligase binding. Gene Ontology annotation, cellular component: peroxisomal membrane; ESC/E(Z) complex; aggresome. Lineage: Eukaryota; Metazoa; Chordata; Actinopteri; Clupeiformes; Clupeidae. Gene Ontology annotation, biological process: aggresome assembly; protein autoubiquitination; protein monoubiquitination. The record is from RefSeq and is a predicted model, not a curated record.
AGUAGUCGCGAGAGUGAACGCAGCGGUUUCCCAUGGUGACUGACAGUGACUGACAAGCAGGUAUCAUAGCUAGCUUUCACACAGUGUCUACGAUAAAGGUGAAAGUCUUUAGUGAAAGCUUCGGAAAUGCUUGAUUAAGCAAUUAAAGCGCACUUGACAGCCUUGCUUAUUUUUAGGCAUUUUUUUUGUUUGUAGAUGAAAGCCGGAUGUUUUAUGGAGAAAGAUAGUCUGCUGCAUUUUAGCAAGUGUAUUGCCUCGCUACCCUGCUUCCCUUCCCAGUCUCCCACUGUUUUGGAAGCAUUGUGGAACCACAACGUUAGGUAAACCCACUUGCAGGCAGUUAGCCUUAGCAGACUAUCAGGAUUUUGGGAAUAGUGUUGACUCUGAACGGAGAAUUGGGUAGAAUUAUAAUUAUAAUUGUGGAUUCCAUCAUCCGAAGCCCCUUCUGGACUGCUCUACGCCUGUUGUCAUUGCCGUUUGACAUCCAGUCGGGUUGUCUUUGAAGGACUGGUACUCUGGACGCCCCAAAACUGGCUGACAUGGAUGAACAGAGUGUAGAGAGCAUAGCGGAGGUGUUUCGCUGCUUCAUCUGUAUGGAGAAGCUGAGGGAUGCUAGACUCUGCCCACACUGCUCCAAACUCUGCUGCUUCAGCUGCAUACGGCGAUGGCUAACAGAACAGAGAGCCCAGUGCCCUCACUGUCGGGCACCUCUGCAGCUGCGUGAGCUGGUGAAUUGUCGCUGGGCAGAGGAGGUCACCCAGCAGCUAGACACACUGCAGCUCUGCAACCUCUCAAAACAUGAGGAGAACGACAAGGACAAGUGUGAGAGCCACCACGAGAAGCUGAGUGUGUUCUGCUGGACCUGCAAGAAGUGCAUCUGCCACCAGUGUGCCCUCUGGGGCGGCAUGCAUGGUGGUCAUACCUUCAAGCCUCUGGCAGAGAUCUAUGAGCAGCACGUUACCAAGGUGAACGAGGAGGUUGCCAAGCUACGCCGACGACUCAUGGAGCUCAUCAGUCUCGUCCAGGAAGUAGAGAAGAAUGUGGAGGCGGUCCGCGGGGCGAAGGACGAGCGUGUCAGAGAGAUUAGGAACGCAGUGGAGAUGAUGAUCGCAAGACUGGACAACCAGCUCAAGAACAAGCUCAUCACACUCAUGGGUCAGAAGACAUCUUUGACUCAGGAAACAGAGUUGUUGGAAUCUUUGCUGCAGGAAGUGGAGCACCAGCUGAGGUCCUGCAGUAAGAGUGAGCUCAUCUCCAAGAGCCCGGAGAUUCUGCUCAUGUUCCAGCAGGUGCACAGGAAGCCCAUGCAGUCAUUCGUCACCACACCUGUGCCCCCCGACUUCACCAGUGAGCUGGUGCCGGCGUAUGACUCCAGUGUGUUUGUGCUGUCCAGCUUCAGUACCUUGCGGCAGCGGGCAGACCCUGUGUACAGCCCCCCACUGCAGAUCUCAGGCCUCUGCUGGAGACUCAAGGUUUACCCUGAUGGUAACGGUGUUGUGCGUGGCAACUACCUCUCUGUGUUUCUGGAGCUGUCAGCUGGUCUGUCUGAAACCUCCAAGUAUGAGUACAGAGUGGAGAUGGUACACCAGGGCUCCAGUGACCCGAGUAAGAACAUCAUCAGAGAGUUUGCGUCGGACUUUGAGGUGGGAGAAUGCUGGGGGUACAACCGCUUCUUCAGACUGGACCUGCUGGCCACGGAGGGAUAUCUAGACCGCCAGAACGACACACUCGUACUGAGGUACCAGGUGAGGUCGCCUACCUUCUUCCAGAAGUGCAGAGACCAGAGUUGGUACAUCAACCAGCUGGAGUCUGCACAGAGCAGCUACGUACAGCAGAUACACCACCUGCAGGAGAGGCUGGCCAUGCAGCUGUUCCGCCAUGAGAAGAGCCCAGACCAGGGGAAGGGGGGUGUGCGUGAGUCUCGGGCGGAGAAGGCGGAGUCAGGAGAGGAGGGGGUGGUGCCAACAGCAGGGGGGACUGGAAGCAAGACGGAAGAGGAGGAGGAGGACAAGACACAGCAGGACGACUCCAACGACCUGUCUGACGGUGAUCUGGAGGUGGACUGUCUCACGGGGGAUGAAGAGGUGAACCAUCUGGACGGCAGCAGCACCUCUGGCAGCUCCACGGCAACCAGCAACACGGAGGAGAACGACAUCGACGAGGAGACCAUGUCUGGUGAGAAUGAUGUGUACGGGGCCACUCUGGAGUUGGAGGAGGGACACAUGCCUGAGGAUGCAGCUGGAGCCACAGGUGGUUCUGGCCCGCGGGCGACCCGGCGCGGAGCAGGAGCCGCCAGUGCCAGUGGGCUGCUGGAGAUCGACCCGGUCAUCCUCAUCCAGCUACUGGACCUCAAGGACCGCAACCACAUGGACGCACUGUGGGGGGUGCAGCCCAGACCACCAACACUGCUGCACAACCAGGCUGCAGUCCCCUCCCGUAAGGACCGUGACCGGCGCCCUCAGGCAGUGCGGCGGUCAGCCCCGGACUCUGGGGUCCUGAUCCGGCUGAAGGCUCAGAUGGCGGAGGUGCGGAACAAGAUGAGCGACGUGAAGGGCCAGCUGGAGGCCCUGGGGGGGGAGGCGCGCGCCGGGCCCUCGCUAGAGCUGGCGCCCCCUGUGGAGCUGGAGGGGAACUGCAGGAAGAGUGAGCUGGACCUGCUCUUCAAGGGCUCCGUUAAACACACCCGCGGUGGGAAGAAGUCUCCCCCUCAGGCAGACGGUGUGUGUGUGAUAGGGGGUGUGUCCGCACGCCGGCCCCUCGAGGGGGGAGAGAAAGACCUGAGGGGGGAGGACGCCCCCGCCCAACCCCACAGCAGCAGAGAGUCUGCCAGCAUGACUGAGGGUGUGGUGAAGCCGCGUAGUGUGCACAGCUCUCCCCCCUCCCUGGGCAGCAGCUGUGAGCGGGAGGUCCGUGAGGGGGGGUCACUGUACGGGGUCACCACCUCUGACCUUUUCUCUCUCAACGGCCUGAGCGCCGCCACCGCCAAGACACGCAGGAACACCUUGGGGGCAGGGCUGCUGACUGACAGCUCUCUGGAUGGAGACCAGGAGGAGGGGCCUGUGGAAUCCCACCAAUCACGGCUAUCACUGGCAGAAAGCCACCAAUCGCGGCUCACGUUGGCAGAGCCCUCCGUCUCCCGUAGUGAUGAAGAUGUGCUGUGUCAGAAGCCUGUUGUGCACCUGAUGAGCAGUGACAGUGAGGUUGACUGCGACACGGAGAAUGAGGAGGACGGAGAAGCUGGACACUGCCAAUACGACACACACUCACUGCCUGAAGCAGGGGAGCAGCUGAUGUCUGAUGACUUGAGCUUCACAGCAGAAGAGGCCACUGAGAGAUGAGGGGUUUCCGUGGGAACUGCGACCCAUGAUGCACAUCCCGUCUCUCACCCUUAUGUUUGUUGUUUGUUUGUUUGUUUGUUUAUGUGUGUGUUGUUUGUUUUUGUACACCUGCACUUUGCCCCUCCCUCUGUUUUCUGAGAGGGAGUCAUGUGAUCUUACGAUACAGACGACUUUCAGAGAUACACACACACACACACACACACACACACACACACACACACACACACACAGCUUGCCCCCUUGCUCAGCCACUGAUUGAUUUGUGAGCCAAGGAUACAGGGGAGGGGUGUGUGACUGUGACUGAGAGUGUGUGUGUGUGUUUGUGUGUGUGUGUGUGUGUGUGUUGUAUGCUUGCAGCUGGAUAAGAGUAUGAGGUGUGUGUGUGUGUGUGUGUGUGUGUGUGUGGGUUGUAUGCUUGCAGCUGGAUAAGAGUAUGAGGUGUGUGUGUGUGUGUGUGUGUGUGUGUGCGUGUGUGUGUGUGUGUGUGUGUGUGUGCGUGCAUUCUAGCUGACCCCCUCAUACUUACAGAGCUGGUUCCUGUCGGCUUCAUUUUCCGUGUAAAUAACUUCAGCAGUUGGGAAACCAUGUGCUGUUCAGACACACACACACACUUAACAUGUUUCUUCUGAUGUCAGAAGUUGAGUCAUUGGGAGCAAACAUCUACAUUCCUGUUUUUACCCCUACUUUUUGACUUCCCCCGGUCCACUCUUUACCCCCCGGCUUCGUUUUACCCCCCCGGUCUUUUGUUUUUAUUGGAGUUCGUUUCUUCUAACCCAACUGUGACACUCUAAUUAAAGUGUUUGCUUUGUAUAUAAGGUGCUGAGUGGAUGCUAUGUGAAGAUUUAUUUUCCUCCAGACACACACACACACACACUUCAGAAUGUUCUAUCUCUACAGUGUUGUAGUCUGCCAGUUCAGUGUUAACAUAGGCAAGAGCACAUUUAAGGAGAUGUUGAAGUACUUUUAGUGUUUCUGUAGCCUGCCCGUUACAGCCUGCUGUGUGUGUGUGUGUGUGUGUGUGUGUGUGUGUGUGUGUGUGUGUGUGUGUGUGUGUGUGUGUGUGU